Molecule: messenger RNA, 389 nt
Organism: Staurois parvus
Lineage: Eukaryota; Metazoa; Chordata; Amphibia; Anura; Ranidae
Source: the annotation of a GenBank genome assembly
UCAGUGUCUGAUGACGAAUUUCCCUGCGAAUCAUUAUCACUCAAUUCUGCAAGUGAUUCUAAUUCACUGUCGCUGUUUUCUAGCUGAUCUAAAACCGCUUUUGACCUAAAAGGACACUUUUUGGACGCCAUGGACGUUCUCAAGUUUCCAGGCAGAGAGAACGGUAAAAGUGCAGGCAGGGCACAGGACAAAGCACUCGGGACAAAACUGAGCUGAAAUGGUUUGAUACAGUAAUGUACCAUUACAAUGUAUUGUGUGUAUGUCAUGUUUUUACUUUUUUGAAUCUCCCGUCAGUUCUGCCUUCCUGCGUUGCGGCGCUUGCAGGGAAGGGAACCCGGAAGACUGAUACCGGCAUCGGCCGGAGGACACCGGUUGGAGGACACAGUGGA